This is a messenger RNA of Peronospora matthiolae, 1215 nucleotides long. Lineage: Eukaryota; Oomycota; Peronosporomycetes; Peronosporales; Peronosporaceae. The record is from the annotation of a GenBank genome assembly.
AUGGAGCCGCCAAGCCUCGAGCUCCGACCGCUCGGCCGCGAUCCAAAGAGCCUCAAGCACAAGCACAAGAGCAAGCCCAAGAGCUCUCAGAAGCAGCAAACGCGCGGAGGCAGGAGCGAUCUCACUGUGGAGCUUGCAAAUCGAGACGACCAACUGCGGGAGCUCUUGGCUGGAAAAAUUGCCGAGAUUCAAGUCGGUGGCGACGAGACGUUCGACGAUCUCUCGGGGAUGUACUUGGAUGAGACGCUGCCAAUUGCGAUGAAGAGCAAGGCAGCGAGUGUGAAGGAGAGUGAAGAGAUGACGGCUGAAGAUAAAGUGGAGGCACUUGUGGGCAGUCUGAAUGAAGCGAGCGACCAAGUGGCAUUGAUGCAGCAGAAGAUUAGCGAGUUGAAUGCCAAGUGCAUUCUGCUGAAGCAACGCAAAGGCGCAGUAAGCUCCGAGCUAGUGAAGUCGAACGCGUCCAGGGCCAAGCUGGAACAGCUCUGUCGAGAGCUGCAAAAGCAGAAUAAAGUUAUUGUGAGUGAAAGCCGUCGUAUUGCUGACGAAGAGGAUCAAAAGCGACGUGACUUGUCAGCCCAAUUUCAGAAAACGAUCGAAGAAGUGGGCACGAAAAUGGACAAGCAGAGUCAGGACUACGUGUUGUCACUGAAAGAAAACGAAACUCUUCAUCAGAAGCUAAAGACGUCUCUUGAGCAAUACACGGCACGUGAAAAGUACUUUCAGCGGCAGCUGGAAGCAAAGGAUCUCGAAGUCCAGCUUGCCGAAACGAAACUGCGGCAUCAGAUCGAGCUGACGUCGCUUGAAGCGGAGAAGGUGAAAGGCACUCUUGACAAGGCCAAAGAGUUCUCCAACCGUGAGGUUCAGUUGCAAGCACAGCUCAACUCGUACUCUGAAAAGUUCGACGUGGUGCAGGAAACACUGACAAAAAGCAACCAAAUGUUCACUACCUUCCGUGAUGAAAUGGAACGAAUGGCCAAAUCUACCAAGAUGCUGGAGAAAGAGAACCUAGCACUCAAGAAGAAGUGUGCGGCGUAUGACACGGGUGCAAUUGCUUCGAUCCAAGGACAGGUAGCGUCUGCUGAGGAGACGCUGAAGCUGCACGAGAAGAUCAAGAAGCUCGAGCGUCUUUGUCGCCAUUUUCAAGCUGAGCGUAAGAGCAUUCGACAAGACCAGCCUGACCAAAUUGCUGCAGUCGCGACAAGAGAAUCGAGUUGA